GUAUAUAUUCUUCCUACUUACUUGUUCACUUCAUCAUUUGCCCAGGCAAAGGGCACCUUCUUGUCUUGUUAUGUUUUUCUCUCUUGCGGGGAUCGGGUGGGGACUGAUAGAUUUAAUUAGCGGCAGUAGACAGGGAGAGAGCGGAUCUACCCCCGAUUGUGCGAUUGUGUUCUCUGUAUAUACCAAUUGUUCUGUUUGUUUUCUUCUUCUUAUCUGGUAUGUUGAGACAUAAAUAAAACCUCUUUCUCUGCCUAAAUUUGCAAUGGACUAGGUCGGUGGAUCGAUUGGUUUGCACUUCCGUUUGCCGGCAUACUUGCUUGCCAGUGUUUGAUCGAGACAGAACGGCAUGGGCUGAGCGAGUAUAGUGAGUGUUCAUCAAACCACCAAACAACUCCCCUUUUGAUGGAAACAUUGCUGUACGCUCUUAUCUGUCUCACUUCUUCCGCCCCCAUAGGUAUAUCUACUCUGUCGUUGCCACAAUGAAUUUUCCCAUCUACACUUUCACCCACGUAUUUUCUCCAACCUAUCACUUUCUCUCAAGAGGAAACAAGAAUUCCUCCCAAAUUCCUCCCCAACAUGCAUAGAACAACGGUCAAAGACACAGUCGCAAAGUUGCGCUCGCUACUCUCUUCCAUCUGCCCUCCAAACACCGUCGACGACGAAGACAUCUACGAUGCAAGCCCAGUAUGCGAAAAAGGUCUACGAAGGAAUAAUCCCGCAUCCCCGAAGAUAAAGAAACCUUCUCAUAGGAUAUCUCAGCCACACAUCCCUUCUAUGAUCCACUGUGAGCCGCCUCGGUUACAGUCAUCAGUUGUGUUUGAAGACCCCGACAAGGGGGGAAACGAACGUCGUCGGAAUGACUCUCUCAUAGUUCAUCCCGAUAUCAGUGUUGAGAACUUAUCGAAUGAAGCCUCUGAAACACCUAAGAAAGGUAAAGACAAGCCUUCUAUACGACCUUUAGCAGAAAUUAUCAUGAAAUGGCGGGGAACUCAGGGGGGUGUUUACUCUGAUUCUGACAGUCAAGUAGAUACUAAUACCGGCAUCGACAUCGGGGAACUCAGAGAGAUUGACAAUGGAAAGAAUGUGGAGAUAUUCACGGAAGUUAAUUCGCUGGACUCUAGUCUUGCGAUGGCUCCGCGGUAUCGGGAGGUGAGUGUUGUAGAGGGGAACGGCGACCAAGAAAGAAAAGUUAGGUCGUGUAAGUGGGAACAGAGGGGGAGUGUGGAUGUGCUGGUUAAUGAUACCUCCGAAGAAAAUCCCAACAUGGAAGAGAAGGAAUUAGAUGGUCGGGAAAAGGAAGAAAAGGAUCAUAGGGAUGAGCGUACAGGUACGCCCUUGUCAUCGCCUCUCCGCCACCACGAUCCACUCACAGACAUCGCAGAGAUUUGUCAAGAGGGAGGGGAAAGAGAAGAUAAGGGAGAAGAGGAGAGGGUAGCUACGCCUCGAACAUCACCGCGCCGCCGCGACUCACUCGUCGAUACGUUGGGUAUUCCACCGCUGGAAUGUAUUACACCGCACCCCCUCGACCUUGACGAACGGGAACCGCGAUUGGAAGCUUUGCCUCCACGGCUUGCACCAUCGCCAUCACUCCCGUCACAAACUUCAUCCCCGCGUACCCCUUCUCCUUCAGCGCAGGCUCCAGAUCUGUCAGAACGGGUAUAUGAGCCGCAAUCACGACCACGGCCUUUACGAUACCCCUUCCUGUUCACUCCAUCGCCAUCUCCAUCUCCGCCACUGGAGCGGUGGCCGCCAGCCUCACCGAAAGGAAAAGAUUCGAUUCCUUCUAAAAAUGAACAGACGUCAGACACCGAUAUAGAUGUACCGAACUAUCCGACUGGCAUGACGCCACGUCCAUCAUCACCACCAUCCCCAUCGCCUACUUCGAACAGCAACGAAGAACAACCCAGACGUCUCUCAGUCAUCACAACGACUGCGCUCACUCCGCCAUCAUCGCCGAUAUCAGAGCGUGUGGCCAACGAGCCUACUUCUGCUAAUGAAGGCGAACUCCAACGUCUCUCCUCCACCUCGGCGAACUCUGUGCAAUCGGUCUACUACACCCCUUUCACCACAAGAUCUGAACUCGAGGCGUUUCGUGGGAGAUUUGCAUCGACUGAUUCUCCGGCUUUUCCAGAUUCUUCACCGUCAGAGGUAUCAGAGAGAUCAGGGAGACGUAAUGAAUCUCCCCGCUCUUCUGCGUCAGUUGGCGCGUCGCCAGAGGUCGAAGUCGGUCUUGGGUUGACAUUUCCGGGUGAAGGGGCUCUGUCGGGUGUCGAAGGAGGAGAAGAGGAUGAGGGGAAUGAGGGGGUGAAUGACGCGACGGACGAGGAGCCAGAAACGUCGUGGGAUACGAUUAUUUCAGUAAUGAGCUUGGGAUUGGAGCAAAGUGAGAAUUUUUAUGGGGAGUGGAAGAAGCAUUGGCGGUAUCGUUGAUCUUGGGAUGAGCGGGUUGGGGUUUCUUUUGUUUUCCCUAGAUUCAUAGAUUUCAUGAUUUUCCUCUGAGGGUUUUCUCUGUGGGUUGGGAGUUGCAAUUUGCUAUGUUUUUCUUUCCAGGGGGACGUACUAGCAUCGAUGGAUGCAGGCGUGAAUGUUUGAUACUCACGUGAUGUUAAAAUCACAUGACGCUUGAC
This is a messenger RNA of Periconia digitata, 2627 nucleotides long. NCBI's taxonomy places the organism in Eukaryota, Fungi, Ascomycota, Dothideomycetes, Pleosporales, Periconiaceae. The record is from the annotation of a GenBank genome assembly.